Molecule: messenger RNA, 681 nt
Organism: Hemibagrus wyckioides
Lineage: Eukaryota; Metazoa; Chordata; Actinopteri; Siluriformes; Bagridae
Product: large ribosomal subunit protein eL19
Exons: 6
Coding region: 12-635 (207 amino acids)
Biological process (GO): translation
Cellular component (GO): ribosome; cytosolic large ribosomal subunit
Molecular function (GO): RNA binding; structural constituent of ribosome
Source: RefSeq, a predicted model, not a curated record
CUCCGGAGCCCAUGCUCCUUCCUUUCUCUCUAAGAUCUGCAGCCAUGAGCAUGCUCAGGCUCCAGAAGCGCUUGGCCUCCAGCGUCUUGCGCUGUGGCAAAAAGAAGGUCUGGCUUGAUCCCAACGAAACCAAUGAGAUCGCCAAUGCCAACUCUCGUCAGGCAAUCAGGAAACUGGUGAAAGAUGGUCUCAUCAUCAAGAAGCCCGUCACGGUGCACUCUCGCGCCCGCUGCCGCAAAAACACGCUGGCUCGCCGCAAGGGUCGCCACAUGGGCAUCGGUAAGAGGAAGGGUACAGCGAAUGCUCGUAUGCCUGAGAAGCUUUGCUGGAUGCGCCGUAUGCGAAUCCUUCGCCGCCUGCUCCGUCGCUACAGGGAGUCCAAGAAGAUCGACAGGCACAUGUACCACAGCCUGUACCUGAGGGCCAAAGGUAACGUGUUCAAGAACAAGCGCAUCCUCAUGGAGCACAUCCACAAGCUGAAGGCUGACAGAGCCCGCAAGAAGCUUCUCUCUGACCAGGCCGAAGCUCGUCGCUCAAAGACCCGCGAGGCACGCAAACGCCGUGAAGAGCGACUCCAGGCCAAGAAGGAAGAGAUCAUCAAGAACCUGUCGAAGGAGGAGGAGGGCAAGAAAUAAACCUCCAUACAUUGUUUAUUCUAAUAAACCACCCAGAAAAGUGAAA